AUGGCGGACCAAGAGGAGACUUUUGGCCUCCCUAACUCCCCCGGCGGCUCGGAUUCGAGGGAAUUACCGAGCGAGAAUAAAACAGAGAAACAGAACGGGACCUCGAGCAAAUCCCCGUCAUCACAGACAACUUACAUCCAGCAGGUUAGUAACCAUCUCUCUGUCUGUCCGUCUGACUGUCUGUCUGUCUGUCUGUCAGUCUGUCUGUCGAGGCCUCACUUUCACUGCUGCUGCUCCCGGAGUGACGGGCCAGGCCGCUUGUGUGGACCUCUGGGGUCAGACUCACUGCAUGGAGUGGAAAACCACAAGACUGUUGUUUUGAGCGUGAAAAUAUUCGAGAAAUAUGCGAGGAAAUGUCCACUGAUGGUGUGAACAAAUUAUCAUGUAAUUAAUUGAAAGCAAAGUUUUUGUUAUCCCAACUUUUUAUGUUAUUUUGUGUUUUAUUUUACUUUUUGGAAUCUCUAUAAUUUUUAAAAAGAAGGAAAUCACUAAAGAUUUUGUUGUAUUUAUCUAUCAGCUUAAUUUGUGACUUAAUUUGGGUCAUUAGUGAUACUAUAAUAUAUGUACAUUUUACUACCAUUACCUUGGUCCUGUUAUUUUUUGUGUUAUUGUAAAGCUCCAGCAGUUUUAAAGCUUUUAUUGUAACACCUUCAUCUUUAAUUCCUGAACAGUUCAUAUACAUUAUUAUUAUUAUUAUUAUUAUUAUUAUUAUUAUUAUCAUUAUCAUUAUCAUUAUUAUUAUUAUUAUUAUUAUUAUUAUUAUUAUUAUGCGCGCACGUGCAAACGCCCAGACUUAUUAUUGCGUAAAUUUGAAACUGGUCAUUUAUUUUAUCUUUUUUAUUAUUUACAUUUGGUGUAUUUGACAGUAAACUAUCUGAUAUCUCACAAGGCCUUAAAACCCAGUUUCACUUCAGCACCACAGACACCUCUGUGUGCGUAAAUUUAGUUACAGGCCUUUAACUGUCUUUGUGCGUAAACUACGAACACGAUGGUGUUUUAUUUUGAAGGGCAUGGAAGGAAUAAAAGUCUACCUGCACGAGAGAGAGCUAUGGAUAAAGUUUCACGAAGUGGGAACGGAGAUGAUCAUCACCAAAGCAGGGAGGUAAGACAACAACAACAAUAACAAUAUUAUGAUGUAUCAGUGUUAUUAAAGCUAAAAGUUCUCGGUUUCUGGCUGCGUAUGAAUAAAAUGAACGUUUUCAAGGCCUAGACUGAAAAUAUUCAGUAUACACUAUCGGACUCGUUUGCGAGGUUUCAUUUAUCUUUAGUGGGGAAUGUGGAAAUCUACACCAUGAGGGACCACAGAGAAAACACAGAGCAUCUGGUGGACGCUUUAACGCUCACGAGAGCAUACACUCCAUAUUCUAGUCUGGAUGUCCGUGUUUGGGAAUGCAAUGAUAUCCACAAAUGUGCGUAAAAGGACGAAUACAUUCAACAGUACAAAGUCUGAUGUUGUUUGGAGGAAUAUCUCAUUGAUUUAAACGUAAUUUUGUCCGUAUUUCCUCUACGAACUGCGUCUGUGAGUGUGCGUAAUUGUGCGCAGACUCCCCUUGCGUGCAACACUUUACGCAGACUGUACAUGUGUCACGCUGUCUGCUGUUCAGUCGCCCUCAGAUUGCAUCCAGUCAAAAUACCGCCCGUCGGCUGAGUGUGAACGUGCACAUAUGCUCGAUGGCGGCUGGUGUCUGCUGCUUCAUGAUGGCUCAGAUGUGGGAACUAUAAGUGAUGAAUAUUUACAGUAUAACGCGCAGCUACAUGUUAAUUGCAGGUUUAAGUGUAAGCAGGAGGUAGUUGUUUCCUCGGCGCUGCUUUGAGUCUCCUCUACAUCCCUGUCAGUCAUUUCCCUCCUGUUUCGGGGGGUGAGAAAUGAUAUUACCCAUGCAUCCUCCCCCCUCUUUCUCUUCUUCCUCGUCCUCAGCCCUUUCCAUCCGCUCAGAAGCUGCUUAACCUUCCUCACAUAGUGUGUUUUUCUCCCUGUAUGACAGCUCUCAAAUAUUCCAAUUGAUUUACUGAACGAAUCCUGCAAAAAUCUGGCCCACAGUGAAAAAACGUUUUAUUAUACGCAGGCCCCACGCCCUGCCCUGAAAAUAGUCGGUACCUCUCCAAGGAAAACAGUCAUUUAUUUGACAUUUUAAACCGCCCCACGCGAGCAGACUGCUUUAGAGUUACGUUUGCAGACAUGAAUAAUCAGAGAAGUGAGUAAGUCUUGUGCUUUAUCCUGAAAAUACACGUUUGUUUCCCUCACUAAAAGCACGUUUGAAAAUUUCUGAAUCUAGAUGUCAGGUUUCUCAUUCUGAGCAGACAACCAUGAAAAAGACACCACAGUCUAUUUUUUGCCUGCCUCCCUUUUUCCACAGUUGGACAGAAAUACCAUAUAUAGCUCUAUAAACCGUCUCUUUGUCCUUUUACAGGCGAAUGUUCCCCAGCUUCAAAGUAAAGGUCACGGGAUUAAACCCCAAAACUAAAUAUAUCCUCCUGAUGGAUGUUGUUCCUGCAGAUGACCACCGGUACAAAUUUGCUGACAAUAAAUGGUAAGUGAAAAUCAAACACAAAAAAAAAAACAGAAAAUUGUUUAGAAAUUACGCACAAAUUCCGUUAAGAGAGGUCACUGUUUUGGGGGUCACAUUAACUCCUCUCUGUGGAGUUUACCCCAACAGGAAAUUUUGUUUUGUUGUCCUGAUGGACGAGAGUCGGAAGUGGACAUAUUAAUUCCCCAAGAGUUAUGAACUGUGCGUCUUCUCAUGCGUGCCAAGAAAAGAAGUCAGCUGGGAGAAAUGUCUCUGCCGGGCCUGACUUUUCAGCGAUGAUUGAAUGUUUUUUUACCACCAGAUUUGCAACAAGGCUGUCUUUCUGUGCAGGGCACAAACGCAGCUAUUUGUUUAGUGUCAUGUCUAUCUCUCUAACCUUGGGCAGGAAUGCCUUGUGUGGGUCAGCGCCUCUCAAUGAGGGCUUACUUAAAGAGGAUAAUCACAUGCCAAUACUGCCGAUAAUGACCUGUCCAAAGCAUGUCCUGGAACUAAUUCUCCUCUUGAUCUAACGAUGUUGGAAAACAAUGUCUACCAGCUCUAAUCUGACCACUGACAACCCGAAAAACAGGGAUUAUAAACGUCACACGAAGGCACCAGAGGUCAUUUUUGGUUUAGAUAAACUUAAAGAAGACUUAAUGAAAAGUUUUACGAGUGGACAUCCUGGUGGCGUGUGCGUAAAAAUCCAGUGCGUAAGUGGAAAGAAAACAAAUGACGCCUACAUACUUGAUUCAAAGGGUCGUUUUGUUCCAAGUUUUUGUUUUAAUAGAAUUUUAAGUUUUCUUUCAAAUGUGUCACAGGAAAUGAAAACAGUCUCAGUGCAAUUUAUAUAUCUUUAUUCACAAUAUGCAGCAUCUAAUUCAGAAAGUUGCUGCGUAAUUUUAGAUUUUUCGUUAAAAUAAGCUUCUUCAGUUUAGGUGAUGGCUGCAUACUUUUCUCUUUUUCCCUUAACAUGUCCACACUAUAAUUUAGAUAAUUAAUUGCAACUUUUUCAUUCCAAAUAUUCCGCAUUCAUCUCAGAUAGCCUAACCCACGCCUGAUUUCUUCAUUUUGAUAAUGAAAAUAAAACUCCAGGUGAAAGGGGAACUCUCCAGCUGACUUUUUUCACUCCCCUCCUCACAGCUGUGGGUGUUAACAGUGUAACUGUUGCUGUAUUUUAGGUCUGUGACCGGGAAAGCAGAGCCCGCCAUGCCCGGCAGGCUCUACGUGCACCCGGACUCUCCUGCCACCGGCGCGCACUGGAUGAGGCAGCUCGUGUCCUUCCAGAAGCUCAAACUGACCAACAACCACCUGGACCCGUUCGGACACGUAGGUGCCUAUUGGCCUGUCAUCUAAACUAUUUCACCGUGCCCACGUGCGCGCGCGUGAGUGUGUGUGUGUGUGUGUGAGAGAGAGAGAGAGAAAGAAAGAGGGAAAGAGUGCGUGUGUGUCAGCGCGUGAGCACUUUUAAAGCUGCUGCUGCUGCUGCGUGGAUCACAGUGGUGUGUUUUGGUUUGUGGCGUUACAGCUGAGGAGUGUGAGGGAGUAAUUGCAGUUACAACUAUUUUAUCACUAUUAUUAUUUUAUAAUUAUUUUUAGCCUAUUAUAACAUUUUUUUCCUAAACAUAAUGUGUCAAACAAAAGGACAAUAAUUUAGAUGGAUUUUUUUUAACAUAUACUUCAGUUUUUUAAGUCCUGAAAAACCGAAAAAUUAACAAAAAUUAAGGGUGAAAAAGGGGGGUUAAUUAUCCAACAUUUAUCUUUAUUCAAACAAAUAAAAACACAGAUAAACAGUCAAAUAUCAAAAGUCCAAAAAGAUAUAAUUUUACUUAAACACAGGUUUAAAAAGUUUUGAAAAAUCUGUUUAAAAGUUGUUUAAACCAUUAUUAAAGUUUUGUUUUUAAUUUGCUCUUUAACCAAUAAAUACCCAAACUGGUAAAACAAUGACUCACUAUCAAAACAAGUCAUUUACCUUAAUGUUUUAAUAAGAAGAAAAACACACAACCCCUCUCCAAGUGUGCUUGUAAAACACUGUUUUGUACAAUUGAAUAAUAAAAAAAAGUCCAAAUUUUCUCUGUUAAAAAAAACUUUUAAAACUUUAAAUAAAUAAAUAAACCCAGGCUCACUAAACUUCCUCACUGUUGCACAACAACUGUUGCAAAAACCUUUAAGCAAUAAAGCUGCAUUUAAAUUUAAGAAACUUGUUGCAACUUGGUUUAAUCUGUAGGAUAAAAAGUUACACAAACUUUGAAGUCUGUAUGUAAUUUUCAAAAAAAGAGAGAGAGAGAGUGAAAGUGCAAUCAGCCAAAAAGCUCCAAGUGUUUUUACUUAAAAAAAAAAAAAACUGUCUGCAAAUUACAUCAAGAUUUUCCCUUUUACCGACAAUCAAAAGUGAAGUAUUUUUGCAAUCUUGGAUAAAGUACAAACUCAUGGUUUUACAAAUGGGAUCAAUUUGCUGCAGUGUAACUUGUGUUUUCUGUUAAAUUUCUACAAACACAAUUAAACAAGACAGAUAAAUCCCAACAAGUGAUCGUAUUUUUAGUAAAAAGAAGCAGAAACAUCUUCAAAAUGAAAUGAUCCCAGAACAAGAGUGGGGUUGUGGCCUUCAGAGAGUUUUAUGACAUAGAUAUGGACAAGUGAUUGAUUUGAUAAUGUGAAUUCAAAAUGUCAGGAGUGUUUCAGGUUAAAAACAUAAAAAAACAAAUUCUAAUCUUGAGAAAACUUUACUGUCUAUGUUUGAUGUUAGAAUAAAAAGUUAAAUCUCUUUUUUGGCACUAUUUGUUGCCUGGGUUUAUUACUGCACCCCCUGCAUCCUCCAAGUUUUCGACCUCCUGGAGCAGCCGAGCACUUUUUUUUAAGCAAAACGGAAAACUGCAAUUGCACCCCCACCCCUACCCUCUGCCUCCCUCCUUUUCCCCACCCUGCUUUUAUGCUACGGGCCUGUAUAUGGUAUGGUAUGGUACCCAUUUUCUAACUUUAACUCCUCAUUAUUCCCCGCUCACUAUCCAGCCCCAGGCUUUUUGUGAUUCCUUUCAGAAACACACAAACAUCACUUACUUCAUCUGCAAAAUGGGCUCUGCUGGCUGCAGGUUUUCAUCAAAAACUUCAACAUGAAGCCAAAUUAGAAGUCUUGUUGUCGAAACACAAUAGUGGCAUAAUGAGUUUUUCUUACUAAUAGGCUCUGUGAUAAAAGGAGAACAGUUAUGGGGUUGGCAGAAGUGUGCUGAGAGCUUUGACUUUGGUUAAGGAGAUGGGUUACAUGAGGAGAGACACGAGGCACUAGAUGAAGUUGAAAGUGUGGAAAUGGUUUUGUUAAUGUUGAUUCGAGCUCUUAAAAGGUGUCCUCAGAAAGGAGAACAAUUACCCUGUUUUCCAAGGAGAUGUCAUUAAGAUGCUGCAUUUAAUGAAUCCCAUUUAUCAUGCACACUGAGUGGAGCCACAUGCAGGUACUGAGGAUCUUUAAUUAGACUCUUUUUAACCAAUCAAAAUCCUUAACUGCAUCCACUUCCACACACACAAUCCACUAUCUGUUUCCAUGGCACCUAUAGAGAGACUGCUGCCCUGCCAGAGCCCAGCUGCUGAGCUGAAACCGGAUCUCAGCAGGAAUGUGUGCGCUGUUGUAAAUUCUGGGUUUGGAGCACAUUUUUGAUUGGUUGCAGCGGUUCUUGGCUCCCCCCGUUUCGUGCUGGGAGACAGCACCCUGGGAUUUAUAAAUGAAAUGUGUUCCAUCGGCUUGUUGGUCCAGCUGGUUGAAAUAACUUGUCGAUGAUUUAUAAUUACCAGCAGGGAGACAUGAGACUCAAACAUAUUGCUGAUGUCAAUCGGAGCAGCCUAAAAAGAAGAUUGAAAGAGUCGUUUUUCUCCAGAAAUGUUCGGUAAUUAGACACGUCAGAGCAGGAGAGAGAGCAGGGCCCGACUCAGCAAGAUCUAAAUGAGACGGGUACGACGAGUCUGAGUCAGGCCUGAGCUGAGAGCAGCAGCUGGAGUGAUAGAUCGUUGAAAAGGCCUAAAUGCAGCUUUGUCUCCUAAAAUCUCCUGUAAACAUUACCAACUAUAAAGCUCCUCUGAGAAACUUUUUGUUUAUUGAUUGUGGCGCCCCCUGUGGACAAAGUGAUGUGGAAAAAUCUGUCUUCUCAGUCAGAAGUAUCACUCGUGAUGAUUAUAAUUACCCUUACCCUCAAAAUAAAAUAUCAGUUUUUAGUUUUUUUUCUUGUGUGCUUUUGUCGUGUCAGUUCAUUAAAGCUAUGUUCACACUGCAGGUCAAUUCCGAUUUUUUAACCAUAUGUGACUCAUAUCUGAUUUUUUCAUGUAAGUGUGAACAGUGCAAUUCAGAUUUUUUCAAGUCCGACUCAGGCCUCUUUUGUAUGUGGAUAUAAAUCGGAUAUGUAUCCGAUGUGACUGCAGUGUGGACGCUCAGGUCACGUUCAUCCGACCUAUACGUCAUCAAUAUGCGACAAACAUCACCAUUGUUCGACAACACAAACAGGCGCGGAAAGCAAUUUGCGCAUUGUGCGCAUGCGGAUCCUUCAUGGACGCAUUCAGUUCACAUUAGAUGUCGCAUUCGUUGUUGUAAUGUGAACAACUGCACAAAAAAUUCGGAUUUAACAAAAAAUCAGAAUUGUGCAUCAUAACCUUCAGUGUGAACGUAGCCUUAGUUCCUGACUAUUUUUGUCAGAGGAGAAAAAGGAAGUCAUUGCUGGGAUCAAGUUUUGAAACUUUUUUAAUUGAUUGAUUUUUAAAACUCUGAAUCUGCUGGUUGUUUUUUAAGGUGAAGUGGGUGGAUGUAGCUAUCACUGUGUACUUUUGCACAGAAAUGUGGACUUGGACUCAAAUCAGACUCAAGCCACAAAUUUGUCGACUUAAGACUUAAAUCCACAUCAUCAUACAGGACUUUCAACUCGGUGUGGACUUGAACACCAAUGACUCGUGACCUCACUUUGUCUUGAGAGUUGUGAUUUUACAAUAUUUGAGAAUUUAAGUGUGUAUGCUUUAAAAAAACGUCCCAUCACUCCCCAAAUUAACUCUUUCUAACCAAGAUUGAUGUUAAUAAAAACUUAUAAAGCAACAAGAACUAAAGUCAGAAAAACUUUUUUUCUUUUAUUGAACUGAAAAUACAAAUGAACCCAAAAUGAAGGGCCACGAAAAGUGUCCUUUGGUUUUUGUCUAAGGCCCUGUUCACACAUGUGCAGAUAUUUUAAGUUUUUAGCCUCCUGUUAACUCUGAAAUGAAUCUUUAGGAAAUCAGGUUUUAGAGAACGCUGUGAUAUUAAGAAAUCAAAAGAUUGUUUUAGUCUGACUUUCUGGAUGAAAGUUGAGUCCCUGUGUUUCACCAGCGAACCCUCUUUUCACAUCCAUGUCAUAACACUGUCUAUAAAGUUAUUUUUAACACCGGUCCUGCCUCUCACUCAGCAAAUCAGCAACUGAACUGAUGUUUUGAGUUUUUUCUACCCUUAUUUGGUCUUAAAGUAUCACAUAUCACAAAAACCUACACUGAACUAAUAAAAACUAAACUUAGCUAAGCAUUUUAAAAAAAAAUAAAACUUAACCAUUACAGCUAAACUUGCAAAGAAAGAGUCAAAGUGAAAUCUAAAUAAAAACUCAUAAAAAUUCCAAAACUGUUACAGCUUUGAGCAAAUCUGGUUCAUUCAUCCACAGCCAGAAGGAAAAAUUUCCCCCAGAAUAAUCUUUAAUUUGAAGCAUCUGACAACAUCCAGUCAGGUUUGAGAGCAAAAGACGAGAAAGAGACCGUGUUACGUUGUUAUCAGAGCCACUGAAUGAAUAACUGGUUAGCUCCAGCUGCACAAACAUGCCACAAAAAAAUCAGUGUUUGCAGUGACGGUAAACACAUUUAUCAUGCUACAUUAGAUGUACUUGGUGGUCCCUGAAGGGAAAAUUUGCUGUGACCAAAAGUGCAGCAAAAAGAAAAGAUUACAACUUUUAUGUAAUAAAUACAAAAAACAAGCAACAGGUAACAUCAAAAUAAAUCAAGCCACCACCAAAGUACGAAGCAAUAAAGUGACAGAUUUGAAAAAAGUAAGAAAAAAAAUUACAGAUCAGAUCUUUAAUGAAAAUCUGAAAGAAAUUAAAACAUGAGUAAUAAACUGUAUAAGAACUGGACUAACAGGAUUCAAGUUCAGCUGUACUUAUAUACAACACUGCUACAUUAUUUCUGCUUAAUUAGCUUCUUUUUAGUCUCAGUUUUCCUUCCUGUCCAGCAUAAAGGGAUACAUUUCUUAAUGAAUGUUGAAUACAUUUUCUGUCUUUAAUAAGUAGAUUAUAAAUGUUUAAAUGGCAUUUCAUUUUGGGGAAGAGCGCAAAUGACUGUUUAAGACUGGAAAUUCAAAGCUUAGGACUUUGGACUUGACUCAGGACUUGAGACUUUAAAAAACAAUGCCUUUAUCCCAGUUCUGCUUUUACACAACACAGUAGUCUCAAUGAUUCUUGUGAUGCUGAAAUUCUUUUUCUUUUUUACAUUCUGAUCAUAUUUUGGUCCAUUUUAAGUCAAAAUAUUCAAAAGUUGGUAGGUUCAAAUAACAGGUAGAGAGUUUACCUAUAGUGAAACAGACUGAAAUUGAUGUAUGAUAAAUAGACACAAACAGGACUAUCAGGGACCAGAUUUGCAAUGUUUACACUGUACUAUAUAAGCAGGAGUAAGGGCUAAGCAAACACUUCUUUGUCCACAGGGGGCGCCAAAAAUGACACAAGCUUAAAGUUCCUUACAGGAGCUUUAAGACUGCUAAAACUUCAACCACUGCAAUGUGGUACUACUAUGAUCUAUGAAAUUGGUUUUGAGCAACUUGAGAAAUAAUAUCCAUAAGCUUCAAACUUAAAGCAGUACAAUAAAGCUCAGUCCAAGAUGCAAAAAGGAUAAGUUGGAAAAAAUAAAAUCUAGCAAAACAUUCACAAACUUGACUGAAAUAAUGCUUUACCUUUUUUUUUCACUUUCAUUUUUGAUUCCAUUACCUUUAUGCUUUCAUUUGAUUACAACUUGAAAAGUAGGACUAUUAUCAUGAUAAAGCAUCUUGAUAUUACAGCAGCUGAUAGGGGUUACUAUCUAAAUCACUUCAAAAUGCCACUUUCACUGUUAUUUUUAUAUUUUUAAGUACACAAACUGUUGCUCUUCCUCAAUGUGAGCUCUGAAACUGAAUGCGUUUCUGUCCCAUGUUUUACAAAGCUUCUCUUUCCCCUCUGAUCUCCCUCUAAACUUGUGGAAUAUUCCUCCCUGUUGCACAUCUUACCCCUCUGUCCACUCCUGCACACUCUCGUCUCCCCCCUCCGUCUUCCCACACAUGUUUUUUUGGGCCAGGCGGGUGGAGUGUGAGGAUCUCACUGUUUAUGUUUGAAUGGCAGUGUGCGCUGAGCAAUAGAUGAUGGUGUACAAAGCCUGCUGAUCCUGCGGCUCGGAGAAAACUCUCUGAUGUGGGGGAACAUGAAAGAAGAGGGCAGCGGCUCGAGACCCAGAGUGAUCCCUCACUAUCAUUAAAUACUAUCAUCUAGAAGAGGUGGAGGAGAGGGGGAGGCAAGAGAUACAGGGAGACAAGGCGUGUGCAGGAGCCCCAGUGGGUGGUCUGAAUCUACACCCCUGCCCCCCCACUAACACAUACUGGACUUUGGGAUCCCACAGUCAGCAGAGCGUGCUGUUUUCCAGGGUGAAACGUGUGUUUAGAAAUUUCCAUGCAGCUUCUAAUGUGUCUCAGUGGUGGACAUUUUUAGCUCUUAAAACCCUGUGAGUGAUGGCUUUGUUGUUGUGGUGGGUCCCGAUCUUGGAUGCAUCUCUGCAGACCUCAAAGUAAGCCAUUAAUGAUCGCGUGUAUGGGAAAAAACUUCAGUUUAGCCUAUUUUUUCUUUGCACCCUGAGUGUUUGAAAAGUUUUAAACUGCUCUCUGCAAGAAUGACAAAAUAAAAACUGUACUGCUUGAUGACUGGGACAUGUGCAUAAGAAGAUUUUCGCUCAUACAGUCGCAUGACAACACAGGAACCAAUGCAAUGGAGGGAAUGAAGUUUUAGCUGCUAGGGGCGUUUUUUGCAAAAACUGCUUUCAAAAACCUUUUCUUGCGAAUGUUUUCAUAUAUAGUAAAAUUUGCAAACACUGGACAUUAAACAGCUGCUUACAAGAAAUGUACAUAACCCAAAUGUUAUGUUCAGGGUCAUAAAUUUCCAUUAGAUCAUCCUGCAUCUAUACGAUGCAUGGAAACCAGAAGGGCACACACUUUUUACCCACUUCCAGCCCAUUAAAAAAACCUACUGCACCAUGAAAUGAGAUCAGAUUUAACUGGAAGUUGAUAAAAGAGGACUAUUUUAUUAUGUUUGGAAGCCUGAAGGGUUCAUUUGGCCCUAAAAAAGGACCCGGGGUUAGGUCUGUUGCAUGCUAUAGGAUGCCCCUACAGGUUCAGGAGGGUUUGUCUCUUCUCUGUGAGAUAACAGACAGGAGGAAUGCCUGUGGGAAGGUAAAGGAAGAAAGGCCUCAUAUGAGUGGGUUAGGGGGCUUAUUUUGAUUUGUUUAAAUGUAAGUGGAUCUAAAAAGUAAACUUCUAUACGUUUCUUUAAUGCGGGUGACCAUGACUCCCUGCUCCGUCAAAGCAAUUAGACUUAAGAUGCACGGAUGAGAGGGCCUCAAAAGAGAAGUUCAAGGCUCAAGUUCAGCGCGUCUUAAUGUCGCCAACCUAGCUGCUGGUAGGAGUCGUCACUUAGCGCAAACUAGGUUAGUCAGGUUAGAGGGGCAAACAGAGAGCAGGCGUGCUAAUGUUAGCCAGUUACUGCUGGGACUGCUCAUCGACUCUAAAAAACUGUAAUACAGCGAGUUAACCCUCUGGAAAGAUGAAGUUUGGAGUUGCAUAACAAGCUAGUCUUUGUUUCAGGUCAUAAAGUAAGAAUGCACACAGCUUUAUUUAAGGUGAACUAUGCAUAAAAUCAAGGGAAAAAAUACUUUAAUGUCUUUUUUUAUCCUCGAGAGGAAAAUCUUAUGCAGCAGUCUCACAUAAAGAACAAAAAAGUACAACAUUCAGAAUUUUCCAGAUUUAUAGACGACUUUUAGGGAGACUUAAUUACAGAGGUCACACAACAGAGACACAAAAAUGGAUCAACACUCCACACACCACAGACUGGAUUUCUUGUAAAAUAAGGGGAGGUUUCUCUCUUAGUUUUUUGUGUAGUGGAAGGACACUGAAAGGAGUCCUGCAGUCCCAGUCCCUGAUAACACAAUGUACACUGUAAAAACAACAAGUCAGGAAAACAGAAGUUAGCCCAAAUGAUGUAAGUCAAUAGUUAGUUUUCAUGUCAUCUCAAGUUUUCCAACAUUUUUAUUCAAUUGAUUAUUUAUUUAUUUAUUUUUGUAAUCAAAAAGACAAACUUCAUUUUAAAGUUUCCCCAGAAGGUCCAUGAUUCAAAUCCUGGUUCAGCCAUUUAUGACAAUGAAAUGCUGUGUGAGAAUAAAAUGCUAAUUUAUAUAAAUUAAAUAAUCUAAAUGAUUACAAGUAGCCUAAAUUACAUUGCAAAACAUUUUUUUGAGUGAAUGCAAAUUCCUUCAACUUAAAAGGACACUAACUUUUUUAUUUAUUUUUUUAAGAUUGCCAACUCUUUUUUUUUUUCACAGUGUUGUCAUUUGCCCCCUUAAAAAAGCGUUAAUUUUAUCAUCGUGUACCUCAAAUAUUCUUAUAUAUAUAUAUAUAUAUAUAUAUAUAUAUAUAUAUAUAUAUAUGUAUUUAAAGGAUAUAAAAGUGAAUUUUCUUUACCUUAGUUGCUGCCCUGUCGUUUCGUUUUUUUUUUACUUAAGCACAAAUUCUGACAUUGAAACUCUUAAAAAAAAUGUUUGCACUUUAUUCUUUUUAUACUUGGUUCGUUUUGCUCACCUGUUUGCAUCUUUUUGGUGAGUUUUAUAAAGCUCAAAUGCUGAAUCUGACCCAUCUUGGCAGUUGCAAAAUACCCAAUCUGUACCAAAGUGUCAGGCUGUGUAAAAAAAAAAAGAAAAAAGGAAAGAAAGAAAGAACUUCCUUUUUAUAAGUUAAUUGCAGCAUUAUUUUGAAUCCACCAAACCAGGUUUUAAUUGUAGUGAAGAUUUCAGACUUAUUUUGGAGGACGUUCUCAGACAGAUUUAAACUGUCUAAUUGAGUUGUUAAAACAAUUUUUGCUCCGUUUAUUUCUUGUCUUUUUCACACGCUUUACCGUCACCCACGGUUUAAUCCUCUACUGUACGUUUUAUUCUUAAGAAGGUUUCUAAAACAGACUUCUCUAUCUCCUUUCCUUUCCUCUAGAUCAUCCUAAACUCCAUGCACAAGUACCAGCCGCGGAUCCACAUCGUCAAGGCGGAUGAAAACAACGGCUUCGGCUCCAAAAACACGGCCUUCUGCACUCACGUUUUCACGGAGACAGCCUUCAUAGCAGUCACGUCCUACCAGAACCACAAGGUAAGUCCUGCAACGAGCUUUACUUUUUUACUUUUUUAUUUUUUUCUCCUUUCUAUUCUUUUAUUGCAGCCUGUGACUCAGUAAAAAGGCAUUUUUAAAUUCAUGGAGGCGAUUUAUGGGGCGAUUUUGUUUUUACAAUGUUUCCAACGUGGCAGAAAGUUCCAGAAAUACAAACAGAGACACGUGUUGCGCAUUUAAAUCUGAGCCAAAAUGCAGAGUAAGUACAGCUUCCUAGUCCCUUUAUAGCAAAACAAAAAAAGUCAUUUAUAUACAGAGAAUGUGUCUUUAUUUUAUUUAUUUAUACGCCCAUUUCUCUCGGUAAACGGGGAGUGUUGAUGGCAGGAGAGAGAAUGAAAGGCAGAGCUCUUCAGUGAGGUUGAAGUGAAGCCUUGUCCCUGUCAGCUGAAAAUCUCUGAUAUCACAUUGAGUCACUGACAGACGAGGGAAAACUUAAGAUAGCUGACUAGACGACGUCUGACCUCAAGGGACUUUUUUUUCUGAAAGAUCCAGGCCUGCAGCGCUUUGUAGCGAGAGAGCAGCCUCAGAUAAACGGAUCAACCUCUGGCGUCAAAGUUUCAGUCCCCCUGAAAAACAAAGUACCCGGAAAAAACGAGUUACUUUCAUUGACGAGAAACACACUAAUCUAUUAUUGUUAUUAUUAUUAUUAUUAUUAUUAUUAUUAUUAUUAUUAUUAUUAUUGAACAGUCCAGUAAUUAGCUUAUUUGGAUAAUCUCCUUCUGCUGGGCACGUUUUAAAAACCUGUUAUACGUGACUAUUUUUUUUAAUUGACUCAACUUAUUUUUUUUUUAUAUAAUGAAUUAUUUAUCUCAACAAUCAAGUUUAUUUCCCUUAUUCUCUAAAACAGCAAUUUUCGUGUUAGCAAAAAUAUAAUAAUAAAAAAAACGAGAGGAAGAAACCGGAAGUUGACGCUACAUGUAAGAUUUGAUAUUUUGGAAAUGCUCUGCUCGGUAAAUGGGCCUUUUGUGUCUGUAACUUGAGUUUUAACCUUUAUCUUCACAAUCAGUUUUAUUUCCCUUAUUCUCCAAAACAGCAAUUAACGUGUUAGCUAAAAAUAAAUCAAUGAAAAAAAAAAAAAAAAACGAGAGGAAGAAACCGGAAGUAGACGCUUCAUGUGAGAGCUGAUAUUUUGGAAAUGCUCUGCUUGGUAAAUGGGCCUUUUGUGUCUGUAACUUCAUUUUUAACUUUUUUUUUUUUUUUUUUUGCUUGUUUGUUUGUAAGUUUCGAGGCUUCAAUAAACAGAGAAAUAAAUUGUAAUGUUGCUACCUCAUCAUUUAGUGUACAGGAACCUCUAAGAUUUAAUUUUUUUCCCUUAAAUUUUUUGGAAACAGGUAACUAUCAGCUAGAAAUGAAUGCUGUAACUCAAAUCUUGGAUUUCUUUAGGCCAGGUAGUCUCACGGUUUAUAUGUUGCGUGUUAAAACUUGUGGGGGAAAAGGCAGUAAUAAAGGUCAGUAUUUACUCUGCGCACAUUUCUGGGGCUGGUAAAAAUCUUGGGAAUACAGAUAUGUGUAAACAGCGUCUGUUUAACGUCAUUUAACCGUGUGGGCCUAUAUGUUUUUAGUUUGGGGAGUACUGGGAGUAAAGGGGCGAAAGCUCGUAAUGUCCCCACAGCCAAUCACGGCGCUCGCGUGCUUCUGGGAACAGGAAGCGCAAAUGACCGACAUGCUGUAGAAGCCAUUCAUUAUUUUUCAAACAUCUUAUUGGGGGCUGAGAUCGUAACCCCCGGGCUAAUUAUUGGGGCUUUCCAGACGUGCAGAAAAACAAGCAUUUUGUGAUUUCCAGGCCUUUUACCACAACUGUCUAAUCAAACAGUCGAACAUCUGUGGGAGCAAUAAGAGCCGCAGGCAUGAGUCGAGUUCACCUGUUGGACUCUCAGCUAAUGAAAAGGGUUCAAGUCUCUGGUUUCAGGUUUUCCUGUCGCAAAUGUAACAGAAACUUUUUUCCAUACUGUUUUCUGAAAAGACAAAAAAGUUUAAAGCGACUCCUUUCCUCAUAAGUUAUAUUUGAUACAUCUUGUUUUCGCUUCUGCAGGCUGAAAUAGCUCAAAGCAUAUACAUUUCUAUAGGCCUCAGUUAUUUUAAUUGGCAUGUUUUGGAUCUAGCGAAACUAAGCCGCUUUUGAAGUUGUGGAUCGUUUUUAACGUACAACCAAAUUUAUUUUUAACAGCAUUCUUGUACAAUAAGUUCAAUCUUUUCUGCAGAAAAACAGCACAAUGUUCUGCAAAAUGUCACAUUUUCCUCCCUUGUGGAGUUAAAUCAGGCUAUCACUUUGGAAAGGCUCAGUGUUUGUCUAGUUUUAUGUCCUCUUGGAUCGCCCGCAGAGGGUAACAGGAGUUCAAAGUGGCUCUGAACUUGUUAUUCCAAACUUUUUAAAAGAGAUGAAACAAUAUAUAAAAGCUCUGCCAGGGCAGUGCACAUUAACAAGAAGCUAUAGAGUCAAGUGUCACACGAGAGAUUUUACAAGGUUUGGUCAGAGUGUCAGCCAGCGUGCAGACUCAAACCUCCAGUCUUGUCAGGAAGCCGGAGGAGCUGCCAGCUAAUUACCUGCCAGAAACCGCUGCUCAUGAGAGGGAUCCCCCCCGGAUUGUGUGGAGUCUCAUCGGGAUUAAUUUAUUCUUUCAGGGUGGCUUCCUGCACUUUAUUCUUACAUGAUAUUUACAGAGACAUUUAUUACCAAAACACCAAGUCAGGUAAUUAAUCACUUUAUUUGCAUCUGUCAAACAGGAUCCAACUAUCUGUUUUUGCCAAAAGCUGUCAGAUCAGAUGUAACUUUAUAAAUUAUGAAAUGAAAAUAUGUCUUCAGGCAUGCUUUUAUUCAGUCAUUUCUUGAAGGAGCCCUCGAAGCCUCUUAAAUUUCUGAAAAGCUUUCGUUUUUCCCUCUUGGGUUGAGAAAAAUACUUCAAAAUAAGGCGUUAGAAAAACACCUCCUAAUAUUUUCAUCAUAUCAGCUUCAUGCCGAAAAAGAUCCUGCAAGCUUCUUUAAAAGUUUUCUUUGAAAAAAGAUGCACAUGUGAGUGGAAUUUAAUUAAGUUUUUAAAUUAGUUUAGGAUGUUGUAAUAAAGUUGCACAUCCUGCACAACAAAAGGUUCCUAAUGCAUAGCAUGUUAGUAAUUAAGUGUUUUUGUUUUUUUCCAGAUAACUCAGCUUAAGAUCGAGAACAACCCAUUUGCAAAAGGCUUUCGUGGAAGUGACGACAUGGAGCUGCACCGGAUGUCCCGCAUGCAAAGGUGGCUUUGAGUUGAUGUUUUAUUUUGAAGGAUGUUUGCAUUUCAGUGACCUGUCUUUAAUUGAUCCCGGUUUCUGACACUCGGAAAUACUUACACCAGCUGAGUGAUGUCGAACGAGUUGGAUAAAUGUUGCAGGGAUUACUGACAUCCUGGUCACACUGUCACUUAACAAGCCCCUUAACUUUAAUCCUUCAAUCAUCGAAACGCGAGCCAGUUGUGAGUGUUAUUUUCAGUGAGUGUUAUUCUCAGUGAUGUAAGUGUAGCUCUUGAUCUGCGGCCAGAUUUCAUGCUCAAGACUUUUAUGGCUGAUCUGGCAGGACCUCUGAGACACAACUGCAACAUCUCCUUUCCAUAAGGCCAUUUUUGCAAGGAUGUUCCAACUGCUUUUGUGUGUGUGUGUGUGUGUGUGUGUGUGUGUGUGUGUGUGUGUGUGUGUGUGUGUGUGUGUGUGUGUGUGUGUGUGUGUGUGUGUGUGUGUGUGUGUGUGUGUGUUUGAAACCAGUGGUAUCGAUUGGUCCGGCAGCCAAGGCAGAACACGACCACAUUGCUCUCUCGCUGUUAUUCAGUCCAGAUGAGGGAUGGAGCAUGCGUCCGUGCUGUGUGGAAAACACAUUUUCAAAGGAGAAAAUCUGGUUUUGAAAACUCAAAGCCCACCCUCCCCCACCCCUCAUUUAUGCAGCUGAUACAGGCAUUGUGUAUUCUGUUGUUAAAAAACCCAAAUCGGCGAAAAAAAAGGAAAAAAAAAAAACAGUGGAAAAGCUGUUUGGCUUUCGGACAAGGUGCUAAAAUCCAACCUCCUUCCCAUAACCUUUCAGUCCGAGCCAGAGAGUACAGAUCUUUGUAAUUAAGCAUCUCAGAUUAAUGUCAUGGCUUAUUAUGUAGAGCAAAAGCCUUGGAAAUCAUGAGGUACAUUUCCUUCACUUUAAGGCUUAAAACGGCACAUUUGAUUGUAUCAGACACACGUUAAGUAACUUUAAGUAGGUGCACGCCACAAUUUAAUAUGACAUUUUGAGUGAAAUGCAUUUCAUCUAUCAAAACUAGCGAAUGCAAAGAGCAUGGUGAAAGUCCAAACCACACUAUCAAUCUUACUUGCCUUUGUCCAAUCCUGCCGAGUACAGUGAAAGCUACGCACGUCUGCUCCUGGUUACAUUCUUGAAGGGAGGGCUUAUUGCAAAACCAGGUCACUGUUUCAACCGAGGCGAUCCCCUGAAAUCAAAGAAGCAAAAGUAGCAAAAUGAUCUAUUGACGGAUGCUGGGGUUUAAUCGGAGUGAAACAUGCUGGCGUGUGGAGUGGAAAGUGGUUUUCCCCCAAGAUGAGGGUCUCUCUGUGUGUCCAAGUACAGAAUUAAACCUCAAAUUUGGCUGCUUAUUUGUCUUUUAUGAACUGUAAAUGAUUGUUACUGUGUUUUUUUUUCUGUGUGUGUGAAUAUAGCACCAAGGAGUAUCCAGUGGUACCUCGCAGUACAGUGCGUCAAAGAGUGGGCUCAAGCCAAAGCCCGUUUAGCGGGGACGUCCAGGGCAUGGCCACCCCGAGCACCCUGAGCUCCCAGUACUCCCAGUGUGAGAACGGGGUCACCAGCACCUCACAGGACAUGCUGCCUCAGUCGGGUUCAUACCCACUGCCACACGAGCAUGGCCAGGAGUACCACUGCAUCAAGAGGAAAGGUAGUAUACUGAAAUCAGACAAACACAACUCUCUGGUGCAGUCAUAUUGGAAAUAUCUUGAUAACAUGAAAAGAAAAAGUGCACUUUUAAUUUCAAAAGUGGUGAUUUGAAGCCUUGUUGGUUGUGCAUCUUCAACUAGCUUUAACGUUUCAGACAAAACUCUGUUUGAUCUGCGUUUAUGAACUCAUUUAUUCACAUUAGAUGAAGUAAAUCAUAUUAAUACAAAAUUCAAAAUACUCCAGAAUUUACCAGAUGUUACAGAUUACCUUCCAAAGUCCCACUCUCCCUUUUUUGUUACUCAUAUGCCAAAAUAAACUUGUUCCCCAGCGUGAGUAUCAAACCCACCUUCAAAUCAUACUGCUCUUAGUAGAGUUGCAUGGAAUAGAUAGGGUGACCAUGUGUCCUCUUUUACUUGGACAUGUCCUCUUUUUUGGGGGCUGUCCAGGCUGUCUGGGUUUGUCCGGGGAAGUUUAUAAAAUCCUUCAAAUAUCCGUGGUUUUGUUCGUAUGUUUCAAUUUUGUGUCACAUGGACUUACUGAGUUAGAAGCGCAUAAAAUACACUCGAUCCGACCCGAAAAACUCUCAGAAUGAACUUCGUACCACUGCGUGACUCCGCCCUCGUAUAGUUGUGUCCUCUUUUUAUGAAGUCAGAAUAUGGUCACCCUAUAACAGAUGAUCCAAAAAUGUUCAGUUAAUUUAGAGGCAGUCUUCAAAUUUAUUUUGCAUAAAUGACAUUAAAGCUUCUAUAUGGAGUUUCCAGAGACAACAUUGAUGAUUUUAAUAUAAUGAAUUGUAAUGCCUGAAACCUGUAAAAGGGGGGUAGAUGUCAGUCAAGUAGCUGAGGAGAGACAACCCUGUUUAAAUUUCUAUAUAAAAUAUUCCCAUUAGCUGAUAUAUGUGACUGUCAAAAGUUGACAGGAUGAGUUUACACUGUUGAGUAUACUGUUUAAGAAUGUAUAGGAGAUAAGUAAUUACUGUUUUUUCCACAGGGGGCGCCAAAAUUGACACAAACCUAAAGUUCCUCACAGGAGCUUUAAUUUUUAAAACGUUCAAAAUAUGUCAUGAAUCUUUAACCAUGAAAAGAUAAAUAAAUACUCCUGCAGUUGUUGUUUGUUAUCUCCGUUAAAGUUUGUUAGAGGUUGGUCAAUUCAAGUUUAAUUACUCUUAAAAAACAAUUAUAAAACAUGAAGAUCACUUCUUACCCCUAUGAGUGACACGGUUAUUUCCCACUGUGUGUCUGCAGUAGAGGAUGACUGUCACUCAGGUGAGCACAGCUAUAAGAAGUCCUACCUGGAGAGCUCGUCCAGUGAGGAGGACCAUUACUACCGUCCUGUCAGCUACGCCCAGAGCCUCGGCUUGGCUGGCGGUCCGUACCGCAGUGAAUCCAGCCAACGGCAGGCCUGCAUGUACGCCAGCCCCUCGCAGGGUGCCGAGCCUGUUCCUAGUUUGGAGGACAUCAGCUGCAACACGUGGGCUAGCGUUUCACCGUACGGGAGCUGCUCCGUCACCACCAUGCAGCCGAUGGAGAGGCUGCCUUACCAACACUUCUCAGCUCACUUCACCUCAGGGUCUCUGGUGUCCAGACUCGGCGGGGUGGGGGGCCACGCCUCUCCGCAGCUGGCCGACGGCCACCACCCGGCCAUGUACCAGAGCUCCAUGACCCACCAGACUCUGGGCCGCCAGUGCAGCCCUGGGGCAGGGAUCCAGUCGCCAACAGCCGGCCUGCAGGGAAACGAGUACCUCUAUACACAUGGCAUACCACGUACACUAUCCCCACACCAGUACCACACGGUACAUAGUGUCAGCAUCAUGCCUGAGUGGAACGAGAACAGCUAA
This is a messenger RNA of Xyrichtys novacula (pearly razorfish), 19652 nucleotides long. The record is from the annotation of a GenBank genome assembly. NCBI's taxonomy places the organism in Eukaryota, Metazoa, Chordata, Actinopteri, Labriformes, Labridae.